AUGCUGGAUCCUGCACUUGAGUCGCAACAACCCCACACAACGCUACAGACUUGGGGAGGAGUGGAAAGCUGCCUGGCAGAAAAGGACCUGGGGGUGCUGGUUGACAGCCGCCUGAAAAUGAACCAGCAGCGUGCCCAGCUUACUCAAGCACUGUCUGGAAGAUUUAAUUCUCAUGUUCAUGUAGAAUAUGAAUGGCGGUUACUCCAUGAAGAUCUGGAUGAAAGUGAUGAUGAUGUGGAUGAAAAGCUGCAGCAACCCAGUCCCAAUCGGAGAGAGGACAGGCCUGUCAGCUUCUAUCAAAUUGGAUCAAACCAACUUCAGCCUAAUGUAGCAUCCUUGGCAAGAGAUGCAGCGAACAUUGCUAAGGAUAAGCAAAGAGGAUUUAUGCCAAGUAUCUUACAGAAUGAAACAUACGGAGCAAUACUCAGCAGCAGUCCACCUCCCAUUCAGCCUGCAGUACCUGUCACAAGUAGUGCACCUCCUCUACCUCCCAGGAAUAUUGGCAAAGUUCAGCCUUCAGUUCUUGGCAGUGGUAUUCAGACAAUUUCUUCAUCUAAUGCAAUGUGGAAGACAAAUUCUUUAGGAGUGGAAAGUAUAAGCAGGCAGAGGUCUUCAUCAGAUCCACCAGCUAUUCAUCCCCCUGUGCCGCCAUUGCGUGUAACAUCUACAAAUGUGCUUUCUCCAGCACCACCACCUCCGGUGGCAAAGACAGCCAGCAUCAUAGAAGCUUUGAACCAGCAAUCUAAACAGCAACCAGCUCCUCCACAAACUAAGCCAACCCCACCACCACUGCCCCCACAACCUCCUAGUAGAAUCUCUCAAAGAAAGCCUAUUCCUGGGACUGAGAAGUCAUCUGGCUUAACUAACAAAGGGCAGUCCAGAGGGCUUGGGUCUCUACAACAGACUGCAACAGGAGAGUCUGUAUGCGAAAUUCCAGUAACACAAACUGGUUCUACAACAAACACUUUGGCACAAAUCCAGCCACCAGCACCAAUGCCAAGGAAAUCACAAAUAUCAAAAACUAAACCCAAGAGAGUAAAAGCAAUUUACAACUGUGUAGCAGAUAACCCAGAUGAGCUAACUUUUUCGGAGGGAGAUAUUAUUGUAGUUGAUGGUGAAGAAGAUCAGGAGUGGUGGAUUGGUCAUAUUGAUGGAGAUCCCAGUCGGAAAGGAGCUUUCCCUGUAUCAUUUGUGCACUUUAUUGUUGACUAAAUUGCUACUGAUAAGUGGAGACAUUUCUCAUUUCCAGUGGUCACAGAAACAAGUUUUGCUCUAUUUCAUUUCAUCUACCUAUCUGCAGCCACCUUGCCAGAGCACUGCCCAAGUCCUAGGUACUGUAGCUUACUUUUUUAUUGCCAUCGUUCUGAUUUGGGGACUUUAAAAACUUUUUUCUAUGUGAAAACUUCUCAUGACAGUUUACACUUU
Molecule: messenger RNA, 1425 nt
Organism: Antrostomus carolinensis (chuck-will's-widow)
Lineage: Eukaryota; Metazoa; Chordata; Aves; Caprimulgiformes; Caprimulgidae
Product: arf-GAP with SH3 domain, ANK repeat and PH domain-containing protein 2-like
Exons: 9
Coding region: 1-1212 (403 amino acids)
Biological process (GO): positive regulation of GTPase activity
Molecular function (GO): protein binding; GTPase activator activity
Source: RefSeq, a predicted model, not a curated record